Messenger RNA from Annulohypoxylon maeteangense, 1678 nucleotides. RefSeq names its product RNA-binding domain-containing protein. Gene Ontology annotation, molecular function: mRNA binding. The transcript has 4 exons. Gene Ontology annotation, biological process: mRNA splice site recognition. Gene Ontology annotation, cellular component: cytosol. The coding region runs from base 1 to 1290 and encodes 429 amino acids. The record is from RefSeq and is a predicted model, not a curated record. NCBI's taxonomy places the organism in Eukaryota, Fungi, Ascomycota, Sordariomycetes, Xylariales, Hypoxylaceae.
AUGGACACUUUCAAUCCAUACAACGGCAAGCCCCCGUCGAACGGAUCCGGCUCCCAGGGAGAUGCUGGCUCUCAAGGCGCAGGCGUUGCCCCCGGCGUACCCCAGCCCGGUCUCCCCAUGGCUCCGACCAACGGUCAGGCAGGCGGCGAUAUGACCCAGAACUUCUCAUCCGACUCUGCUCGUCAGACUCUUUGGAUGGGCGAACUUGCUGGCUGGAUGGAUGAAGGCUUCAUCCGCACGCUUUUCCAAUCCACCCUUACUGAAAACGUACAAGUUAAGAUCAUCCGAGAUCGCCACUCCGGAAGUGCCGGGUAUUGUUUUGUUGAGUUCGGAUCCCCAGAUGCGGCUCAGAAGGCCCUCCAACUCAACGGAACCCCUAUCCCGAACACUGACCGCGUGUUCCGCCUCAACUGGGCUUCUGGAGGAGGCCUCAUUGAUCGUCGCGAUGACCGAACUCCCGAGUACUCCAUCUUCGUUGGAGAUCUCGGACACGAAGUCAACGAAUUCGUUCUAGUCGCCCUAUUCCAAGCUCGAUUCCCCAGCUGCAAGUCAGCUAAGAUCAUGACAGAUCAACAGACUGGGCAGUCGCGCGGAUAUGGCUUCGUACGAUUUUCUGAUGAACAGGACCAACAGCGUGCUUUGGUCGAAAUGCAGGGUGUGUAUUGCGGCAACAGACCCAUGAGAGUCUCGCCCGCCACCCCUAAGAACCGUGGUCACCAAGCCCCUCAGUACAACCAAUUCGGCCAUCAGAUGAUGCCGCCUGCCCAGGUAGCCCACCAUGGCAACGCCAUGGGAGGCCAAUGGAUGCAACAGCAGCCUCCGAACUACGGUUACCAACAGCAGCCCGGCACGUUCAACCCCCUUACGAUGAACCAGUUCACCGACCCCAACAACACGACUGUAUUUGUAGGAGGUCUCUCGGGUUACGUAACCGAAGACGAACUCCGAUCAUUCUUUCAAGGUUUUGGGGAAAUCACCUACGUUAAGAUCCCUCCCGGAAAGGGAUGUGGCUUUGUUCAGUUCGUCCAUCGCCACGCGGCGGAGAUGGCCAUCAACCAGAUGCAGGGAUAUCCUAUUGGAAACUCUCGAGUUCGUCUGUCUUGGGGUCGUUCUCAAAACAAUUCUGGUGUAGGUACCCCCUAUCGACCCGCACCUCCCCCUCCACAUUAUUUCCCUCCAGGCCCCCCGGGUCCACCCGGCCCUGGUGCUGCUCCUUUCGGUGGCCCUGGCUUUGGUGGUGGUAGUGGUCACCAAGGUCCUCCUCCUAGCGGCUUGGGUCCUCAGGUAUAGUUCAUGUUAACCCCUGCACGCCCGUCAUUCGAAUAGUCUAAUCGGGACUCUAGUAAACCGGAACCGGCUCGCAACACGAUUCAGCAUACCCGGCAUGAUUUAGCAUAACCGGCGUCCCGCGUUUCUGGCGUUUCGGCAUGCUUCUCCGUCUUCUGCAUCAGUCUAUCAGUCUAUCAGUCUCUGGUUUCGGCUAUUUGGUCUUCUCGAUCCGUUUCCCUUCCUCGUGCGGUACUAUUCAGUCAUGGCUAUUCGAUGACACUUCUCCGCGUUAUGACACAUCUGGCGUUAGUGUGAACUCGAUACGACGAAUGGACGGUGCGCAUUGGGCGUUGGGGUUCACAUGCAAUUGGCCCUCGUGUCUAGCGUUGACUUUAUGAUGAAUCCGUAA